AUGAAGGAAGUUCCGGAUUUCAAAUCGAUCAACCAUCCUCGGACCUCGCCAAACACACUCAUCGACCAGGAGUUGUCGAGUGCAAUGACCGAUCAGCUCCACAGGCUGAGCAGAUUUUGUGAACUAGAGCAUUCUGUACUUCCAAAUGUGUUGCGUCUCGGUAGCACAUACUCAUUGUCCCUACACGUGCCCGAUGAUUAA
Messenger RNA from Pyricularia grisea, 201 nucleotides. RefSeq lists its product as uncharacterized. The record is from RefSeq and is a predicted model, not a curated record. The transcript is spliced from 2 exons. Bases 1 to 201 code for a protein of 66 amino acids. NCBI's taxonomy places the organism in Eukaryota, Fungi, Ascomycota, Sordariomycetes, Magnaporthales, Pyriculariaceae.